This is a messenger RNA of Oncorhynchus masou masou (cherry salmon), 7975 nucleotides long. RefSeq names its product E3 ubiquitin-protein ligase TRIM71-like. The transcript has 9 exons. Gene Ontology annotation, molecular function: protein binding; zinc ion binding. The record is from RefSeq and is a predicted model, not a curated record. NCBI's taxonomy places the organism in Eukaryota, Metazoa, Chordata, Actinopteri, Salmoniformes, Salmonidae. The coding region runs from base 1188 to 3653 and encodes 821 amino acids.
CACGGCCAGCCGUAGGAGCGCAUCGGGUUGUGUGUGUUGUGGUUAUAUUUUAUACCCCGUUUACCAAAACGGAAAAUAGAACUACAGACAGUUUGGGCUGUUUCACAUUUGUUUUAAACCAGCAUUUUGAUUGGCGUUCCGUUUGGCUCAUGCGAUUGAAGGGGCUCGAGGGCUCGUGCCUUUCCCCCUCAAGGUUCCAGAGAGGCGCGUGGAAAAGCCCUGUGCAGAGAAAGAAGGGGGAUCAUAGCGUAUGUAUGUAGCCUAAAUGCAUACAUGCCGGGGUCUUCGACUGUGUGGUUUUAAAAACGGAGACGGGUGUGUUUAUUUUGUCGGCAAACGGCAAUGAGUGGCAAUGAGAUCGGGUUGCUGGUGAGCCAGUGCUUUGAUGAAUAAUUUACGGUCUUGUGGUCCGAAAGGGAGCGAACCACAGCCACUGCCGUUUGUAAACCUCUGACGACGUCGGAGAGUGCCCGGAUGGUGGACUAGAGAGAGCCGACAAAACGGGUCUGAAACGGGACGAGGUACUUUGACAUUGUCGGUAAAUUCAUUGGGGGCGGUGAGAAGGGGUGAUGGUGUGUCGGAGGAGGAGAGAAGGAGCUUUGGGCACCUUGCGGAGGAUCAUAUACAAACUCUGUUUUCGGAUUAUUCUCAAACCCCGCCACUUCUAAACCACAACAAACAAAUCAAAACUAAUCUCAGUUAACUCUAAAUUAAUAUUUUCGACAUGCGCUCAUUAAAAUAGUCCAUCCAAGAAACAUUAGAAUAGGUGUAUGUAAAGUUGACUAUCAUUGUAAUGAAUAGUGAGUAGUCAGUAGUUCAAAAGCUUCAUCCAAGUGUAGCUAUUGAAUCGUUGUGAACUGAAAUGAAUAUUGCACAUUUGAUUUUCUAUAGGAGAAUCUUUAAAAAUCAUGCAAUACAGAAUUUUAAAAGGGCGUUUCUCUCGGCCUGCAUCUGCAUAUCUGGCGUCAGUUGAGGGUUAUGUUUAGGAGAGAACACUUCCAGGUCUUUCCUAUGUGGACCAUUUGGACAAAUAUUUACUUUAAAAAAAACAUCUACCUCAAAGCUCUGCCUGUUUUCCACAGAACAGGACUGGAGAAACGAACAAACGUUUACUAACUGAAUGCCUCAGUCUCACUAAUACCUCGUAGGUUCUUUUAUAAAGCGUAGCCUUGUUUAAAACGCCUCCGAUGGCUUCGUUCUCCGACUCCGACCUGCAGACCUGUCUUCUCUGCAAGGAGCUCUGUGGCUCCUCCUCCACUCCCAUCUCUUGUAACUCCUCCACUUCCUCUUCCUCCUCUCACUCGUCCUCCUCCUCCUCCCGGCGCCUCCAUGUCCUCCCCUGCCUGCACACCUUCUGCAGACAGUGUCUGGAGGGGCAGCGCAGUCAUGGGGACCCUCUCAAACUCAGCUGCCCCACCUGCAACCAGAAGGUCUCCGUCUCCGAUGCCGCAGUGGACCCUCUCCCUUCCUCCAACUUCCUCUUGGGUAACCUUCUGGACGCGGAGCAGCUCCAACUGGGCCAAAAUAAGAACGGUCACCGGGGGGUCGGUGGGUGCUCCGUACCCAGGUUCCCCCUCGCCCACAGCGUGCUCCACCCGAACCGUCUGGGAGAGCCCCAGUGCAGCUCCUGUGGCGAGGGGAACCCGGCCAGCUUCCACUGCCUGGACUGCCAGGAGUACCUUUGUGAUAACUGCGUCCGAGCCCAUCAGAGGGUCCGGUUGACCAAGGACCACUUCAUGGAGAGCCUGCAGCAUGCAAGCCGAGGCUUGGCCAGCCCCAUCGCAGGUAGAGGCAGAGGUGUAGGGUUGUCCCUGACCCAGCCCUUCCAGUCCAACUCCUCCCUGCUGCCUUUGUUCCAGGAUAGGAUGAGCUUCUGUCAGCACCAUGACAACAAGGUGUUUCUGUUUUUCUGUGAGACGUGCUCUGUGCCUAUCUGUAGGGAGUGUAGUGUGGGCAGACACAUGGGCCACAGCUUGGUCUAUCUACAGGACGCUGUCCAGGACUCCAGAGACAUCAUCAUCCAGCUACUGGCCGACGCACAGCAAGGAAGACAGGCUGUACAGUUGAGUAUGGAGAAGAUCCAGGCCAUAGCAGAGCAGGUAGACAUCAAGGCCAAGGUGGUACAGACAGAGGUGAAGAACGUGGUCCUCAGACACCUGAAAGCCUUGGAGGACAGAGAGAGUCAGCUACUCUGGAAGGUUGAGAAGAUCCAGCAGCUGAAAGCCAAGUCCCUGUACCUGCAGGUAGAGAAGCUGCAUCAGAACCUGACCAAGCUGGACAGCACCAUCACAGCAGUCACUCAGGUGCUGGAUGAGGGUUGUCACCUGGACGUGCUGCUGGCCAGAGAGCGCAUGCUGACCCAGAUCCAGGAGUUGAAGUCUCUCAGAGGCCUGCUGCAGCCACAGGAGGACGAUCGUUUAAUGUUCACCCCUCCAGACCAGGCCCUGUACAUCGCCAUCCAGUCCAUGGGGUUGAUCAGUAGCGGAGCGUUCGCUCCUGUCACCAAAGCUCACGGCGAGGGCCUAAAGACCGCACUCCGUGGCAAGACCGCCUCCUUCACCGUAAUUGGCUACGACCACGACAGGGAGCCCUGCCUCUCGGGCGGUGACGCAGUGUCAGCGGUGGUGAUGGCAGCGGCGGAUGGUAACCUGUCGGCUGCGGAGGUGUGUGACAACCAGAACGGGUCGUACACGGUCAGCUACUUGCCCAAGACUGAGGGAGAAGAUUUGGUGUCAGUUCUGGUCUGUAACCAGCACAUCAUGGGCAGCCCCUUCAAGGUACUGGUGAGGUCUGGGCGACGCUACGGGGCUCUGGGUUCACCGGUGUCUGCGUUUGGCAGUGAGGGGGAGGGUGACGGUCAGCUGUGUCGUCCCUGGGGCAUCAGUGUGGAUAAAGAGGGAUACGUGGUGGUGGCCGACCGCAGCAACAACCGCGUACAGAUCUUCAAGCCGUGCGGUGCCUUCCACCACAAGUUCGGCUCCCUGGGCUCUCGCCCCGGUCAGUUUGAUCGUCCAGCGGGUGUGGCGUGCGAUAGCCAACAGCAGAUCAUCGUAACGGACAAAGAUAACCACCGUGUGCAGGUGUUCACCUUUGACGGACAGUUUAUGCUGAAGUUCGGAGAGAAGGGCACUAAGAACGGUCAGUUCAACUACCCCUGGGAUGUGGCAGUGAACUCUGCGGGGAAGAUCUUGGUCUCUGACACCAGGAACCACCGCGUCCAGCUCUUUGGCCCCGAUGGCUCGUUCAUCAACAAGUACGGCUUUGAGGGCACCCUGUGGAAACACUUUGACUCGCCGCGUGGUGUCGCCUUUAACCAUGAGGACCACCUGGUCGUCACCGACUUCAACAACCACCGUCUGCUGGUGAUUCGGCCAGAUUGCCAAUCUGCCCGGUUCCUGGGCUCCGAGGGUACCGGCAACGGGAAAUUCCUGCGUCCCCAGGGCAUAGCGGUGGACCAGGAGAACCGGAUCAUCGUUGCCGACUCGAGGAACCACCGUGUGCAGGUGUUCGAGCCCAACGGGAACUUCUUAUGCAAAUUUGGCACCCAUGGCAGUGGCUUCGGACAGAUGGACCGCCCCUCCGGUGUCGCUGUGACACCUGACGGAGUCAUCGUGGUCGUCGACUUCGGAAACAACCGCAUCCUCAAGUUCUAAUCAGUUUUCGCUUUCUUUCUCUCACUUGGUUUUCUCUCCGUUUCUCUGUUAGGGAGAGGAAAACAAACAGACACAAAGAGGACAGUUUAAAGAGAGAUAAUCAGAGCAGGUAGAAAUGCGUUAUUACAAAUUAAGGGGAAGUGAAUUUGUUCGUUUUUAAAUUAUUUUUUACUUUUAGGUUUUAGUUUGUGUAAUCAGAUUCCUGUGGUAUACUGUAUGACAAAGGGGACCACUAAGACUAGUUGAUAAUCAGUAGUGAAAGUAACAAGGAAGAGAUCACGAUUUCCCUGUCUUCUAUCUGAAUCUCUCAACUCUCAUCACGUCGCCUUCUCAGGGAUUUUUCUCACUUUUUCUUGAAAUAUUGAAUCCUCUGCUCCGCCACCUACCUCAACCAGUUCUUAAUGAAUGUACUCACCCUCUCCGAGCAGAGGUCUACUCUAAGUCUGUCAAGUUUUACAAAGAAGAAAAUAAAAAAAGUCUACCUCAAUACUUUUUUUAUUUAAAAUGAAAAGCCGUUUUGACCUGACCUGUAGUGGAGUCUAGUUCAGUGAUGUUUAGGGUAGCUUGUUCUGUAGAUCUUGGUUUAGCAUGUCCCCCUCAUCUCUCCAUGUGCAGUGUCACUGCAGACCGACGGAAUAGAGGUAAGAACGGAGGGUUGUAUGUAAUGCCAAACCCGUUAGACUGACUCGGUGUUAGUUAGCUCAGGUCACAGUACCAGAUGGACCAGAAGAAUCUCCUUUUAGCUUGACUGGUUUAUUGAUCGCAGCGGCGCCGGGAGUCUCUGACCUGGGACAGAUGCAGUUUGAUGAUUGGUUGAAAUCAUGAGCUAGUCAUCGUUGUGGGGAGAUUCUCUUUUCUGUCCCACAGUGUCCAAUUAUCAUUUGGACAUUGUUGAUUCCUUUCAGGCGUCAGCAAGCUGGUCUGAUUAUGAAGAGAAAAAUAAUGAAAAUCAAUGUGAAAAAAACAAACAGCAUUUGUGUCUCAAACGGAGGGCCCACAAGUAUUUUACAAGUUUAUCAGGAGUUAUCAGGAUGUAUUAGUUGUUGAUUAGUAGAUUUAUGAUUUAUGAAUUCUGUUUGAGUGACAUUCGUUGCGAAUGAUGCGGAAGGAUAGCAAUGCCUCCAGAAAGCAGGCAUCUUGAUUGGCUGUCCACAGGAUUGAGAGCCAAUCAGAAAUCAGAAUGAUCCCGUGUGGUUGAAUUGUGGGGCACUGAUUGGCUCUUUGGGGGCUAGGAUUUAAUCCAACCCCCUUCUGACAUCACUGCCCCACCCUAGUUAUUGACGCCCAUUCUGAAAUGCCGGAGAGAGAGUGUUCCGGAACAUGUGCAUGCUGACCACACCUCGAAAAGAUGGAGGUCUAGAGACCAGCUAGUGGAGUCAACCAAAGGUAGAAUUUCGGCCAACUGUAUGUUUGGCAUCGAAAGAACAAGUCCCAUUGAAGACAUUUAGUUGUUUUAAUCAUUUAUGUUGGAGGUCUAAAACGCUCACCAACGCUCACCAAAAAGAUCUGUUCAAAGCACUGUCAAUGGGAAGCAGAAGAAUAUAAGGCUUACUUUUAGCUUUUAAAAUGGAAGUACCUUUCAGGCCUACUUCCUGAAGAGAACGUUGUAGAAAGGUCUGAAAAAAACAAACAUAUCUCACAGCAACCAAAGAGUAUCUUUCCAGGCCACUUUCCAUCUCACACCCCUGAGAGGUUCAAUCUAGCUCCACCACCCAUGCUAACGUGACACUGCUUCAUGUCUAGCAACCCUUAUUUAGCAUUAGCAUCUCAAACCAUUUAACCAUUGAGUGCAAACAGAUUCCUGAUUUAUCACCUGUGGUGGACCUUUUUGGAGGGGUUGUAAAUCUCCCUUUCUCUUGUGAAGUUAGCCACUUUAGCGUAGUCAAGCCUAGAGGUAUGGGUGUUUUUAUUAGUUGGUUUCUGACUGAGCUUCUUACCUCAGAGGAAAGUGCAGGCCUGCACUUUUAAAUCCUAAUUUAUGUAAACGUUCACAUCCCAUCGUUUACCUUAACUGUCAGAUACCUCUUUUUUUAUAUAUAUAUAGUUUCUUAUUCCUCACAGUUACUCAUGUGCAAUUCAAUUGUAAUACAGCCUACUUUAACCAGUUACUGGCUACAGUACCUCUAUUCUCAGACCUCAUCAACAUACAAAUGUAAUUUUACAAAUCUACCUCAACACACCUUUUACCUAACUUUAAAUGCCUCAUGUUACAUACUGUGUGUGUGUGUGUGUGUGUUGAAGUUGAAGUUGAAAGUUUACAUACACCUGAGCCAAAAACAUUUAAACUCAGUUUUUCACAAUUAAUCCUAGUAAAAAUUCCCUGUCAACAUGAUGCUGCCACCCUCGUGCUUCACGGUUGGGAUGGUGUUCUUAGGCUUGCAAGACUCCCCCUUUUUCCUCCAAACAUAGCGAAGGUCAUUAUGGCCAAACAGUUCUAUUUUUGUUUCAUCAGACCAGAGGACAUUUCUCCAAAAAGUACGAUCUUUGUCCCCAUGUGCAGUUGCAAACCGUAGUCUGGCUUUUUUAUGGUGGUUUUGGAACAGUGGCUUCUUCCUUGCUGAGCGGCCUUUCAGGUUAUGUCGAUAUAGGACUCGUUUUACUGUGGGUAUAGAUACUUUUGUACCCGUUUCCUCCAGCAUCUUCACAAGGUCCUUUGCUGUUGUUCUGGGAUUGAUUUGCACUUUUCACACCAAAGUACGUUCAUCUCUAGGAGACAGAACACGUCUCCUUCCUGAGCGGUAUGACGGCUGCGUGGUCCCAUGGUGUUUAUACUUGUAUACUGCUGUUUGUACAGAUGAACAUGGUACCUUCAGGCGUUUGGAAAUUGCUCCCAAGGAUGAACUAGACUUGUGGAGGUCUACAAUUUCUAUUCUGAGGUCUUUGCUGAUUUCUUUUGAUUUUCCCAUGAUGUCAAACAGAGGCACUGAGUUUUAAGGUAGGCCUUGAAAUACAUCCACAGGUACACCUCCAAUUUACUUAAAUGUCAAUUAGCCUAUCAGAAGCUUCUAAAGCCAUGACAUCAUUUUCUGGAAUUUUCCAAGCUGUUUAAAGGCACAGUUAACUUAGUGUAUGUAAACUUCUGACCCACUGGAAUUGUGAUACAGUGAAUUAUAAGUGAAAUAAUCUGUCUGUAAACAACAAUUGUUGGAAAAAUGACUUGUGUCAUGCACAAAGUAGAUCUCCUAACAGACUUGCCAAAACUAUAGUUCAAUAACAAGAAAUGUGUGGAGUGGUGGAAAAAUGAGUUUUAAUGACUCCAACCUAAGUGUAUGUAAACUUCAACUGUGUGUAUGUGUGUAUAUGUGUGUGUGUGUGUGUGUGUGUGUGUGUGUGUGUGUAUUCUGACCCACUGUGUGUGUGUCAUAUAUAUAUAUAUAUAUAUAUAUUGGCCUACCUCUUCAAAUAUUUUGACUAGUAACUUCUAAACAUCAAAUCUCUUUAGUGUAUGCUUCAGCUUCCAGACCUUUAAGUUUGUACUGUACCUCUUGUACUUGUACGGUACCUAUAAGUUAGUCUUUAUUUGUAAUUUUUUUUAAACAUACCUUGUUACUUUUACCUCAACUCUUUAAAUCAUGUAACAUUUACCUGUCACCUAUUGGACCAAAUAUCUUAAUCCUGGAGGCUCCUUUUCAUGUAAAGUUACAAAUGGCCAUCUCUCCACAUUGUGUCCAUGAGUGGUCUGUUUAGCAUUGUGGUACAUUAUGCCUUUUAAUCAUAUGCAGAAACCAAAUAGCGAAGAUCAGAGCAUUGUGCCAAAAAAAUAUAUAUUUGUGGGAGUUUGGUGUCAAAAUGGAGUUGGCGUCGGGAUGACACUGUCAUAGACGGUGAAUUUCAUUGGGCCAUUAUAUCAUAGAUAUUAGUGUUUAGCGAAUCAAAGCAGCCAAGGACAGAUCCCUGUGCUUUGAUUGGAUGCACUUAUGUGGGCUGACCCCCCCCCCCUUUUUUGCCUCACCUCAGUAGAGCUGUAACCUGAUUGACCAACAGUGAGAAAGAUGGCGACGUCACCGUUAGCUAGGCCUUCACCCCCUUUAGACCUACAAGAAUUACCUCUAAUAUCAGCACAGGUUCUCCUCAGUAAGAACACCUUGGAAGUGUGUACCUGAGAGUUAGCACAAUGUUGGUUGGUACUAACUUAUUUGAAAACUCACUCUUUGACAAUGCAAAAAAGUCUGGUGUGUGUGUGUAGGAACACAUUGCACGGUAAUGUGCCUGUUUAUUGCGCGGUAAUGAGCCUGUUUAUUGCGCGGUAAUGAGCCUGUUUAUUGCGCGGUAAUGAGCCUGUUUAUUGCGCGGUAAUCAACCUGUUUGUUGCGCGGUAAUGA